AUGGAUUCUGUGGCAAACUUCUGUGCUUCUAUUACCUACAUGGGAAAAAGGGGUAGGCUGUGUGGCGCGGCGACUGGCGGCGCGUGCGCGCUGCGGGCGGCGGGGGACGUGCCGGGGGAGGUGGCGGGAGGCGGGGGGCGGCUCACCGCCGCGCACUGGCAGGUCGUCGACCUCGAGCUCUACUACUGCACCGACAUCGAGCUCGUCACGCAGGCGAGUCUAGAGGAGGAGAGGAGUGCGGAGGCGCUGAGGGUGCUGCUGGAGCUGGUAGCGGAGGCGGCCGGGGCGGAGGAGGGCGGGGAGGGGGAGGGUGGCGGGCGGGAGGCGCGCGAGCUGCGCGUGUCGACGGAGCCCGGCCGCUACAACCUCACCAUCGAGCCGGCGGCGGUGCGGGCGGCGCGGGGGGGUGGAGCCGGCGCAGGAGUCAUCAGCAUAUCGAAGCAGCCCGGGCAGUACAGCCUCACCAUCGAACCGGGUGCGAGGGGCGGGGCGCGGGUGGGGCUAGUGCGGCGCAGCGCGGCGAACGAGCGCGCGCUAUGGGCGCACGUGCACGCCGCCUACACACGCAGUGGGCGGCGAGCGUCGGCUCUGACGCUGCAGCGGCGCUGGGUGGAGCUGCGGCGGUGGGCGGCACGCCUGGCCGCCGGCACUGCGCCACCGCACCCGCUGCUGUACGCGCUGCUGUUGCGGUUCCCGUGGGUGGCGGACGAGGCGCCGGCGAGCUGGGGCGAGCUGCGGCGCACCGGCCGCCUGCACCGCCUGCCGCACCUGCAGGCGGAGUGCAGGCGACGCGCCGCGCCGGUGGAGGAGUCGGACAUGUCCUACUUCAGAGACAUACUGGGCUCAGUCGAGGCGGGAUCCGAGGGCGAGCUCCCGCCAGUCCACUCAAGCCCGGCCGGCAUCCGACACCCAACUGACCCGGGAAACUGGUGCGAACCGAAGACAGAGGACGACGACGUUCCGCUCGAGGGACGGCCCCCCGCCUCGCCCGACCGCGCCGGGCCGAGCGACGCGGGGGGCCCUCCCCCGCCUUCCCUGGCAGACUCGCCGAUACUAAAGCCAACACAAGAACCCAAAGAAACAGAAAAAUUAACGUGCUCCAAUUCAGUGGCCUACGAUAAACAAUUAACGAAGGAUGUCGUCGUGGUCGUCACGAGGCUGGAGAAGUGCCCGACUGCCGCGCGCGCCCGCUUCCCCGCGCCCUCUGCCGCGCGCGCCUGCUCCUCCGCCCCGCCCCGCGCCGCACCCGCCGCCGUAACCCCCGCCACACCCCCCGCAGCGCCGCCCACCACGCCGCCCACCGCGCCGCCCGCCCCCCGCGCCGCUCGCUCCUUGCGGCUCAGGAGGCUGGGCCACCGCACGGCGCUGCCCCAAGGAUUUUGGAAAAUUAAAGCAAAUAUGAGGCUUCUCGACACGCUGAAGCCGCUCCGAGUGAUGGUGGAGAGCCUGCCUCUCCCCGCACCCCCGCCGAGCCCGCCACCCGCACCGAGCCCGCCACCCGCGCCGAGCCCGCCACCCGUGCCGAGCCCGCCGCCCCCCCCGCCGCCCCCGCCGAGCACGCCGCCGACGACCGAGGUUAAGCACGAGCGAUCGCUCUCCCCCGCGCCGAGCCCCGCGCUGUACCCCGAGCCGAGCUUCGCGCCGUGCCCCGCGUCGUGCCCUGCACCGAGUUCCGCACCGUGCCCCGCGCCGAACAUCGUGCCUUGCCCCGCGCCGAGCCUCGCGACGUUCCCCGCGUUGAGCCCCGCGUCAAGUCCCGUGCCGUGCACCGCGUCGAGCCCCGUGCCAUGCCUCGCGUCGAGCCCCGUGCCAUGCCGCGCGUCGAGCCCCGCGUCGUGCCCCACGUCGCCGGAUGUGCUAGUCAUAGACAUCUCGGACUCAGAGGCACCCAGACCUCGUGCACCCGACCGCGGCGGUGGAGCGGCCUCCAAGAGGAAGAAAAAGUCAAAGAAAUCUCGCAGCAGCGAUAAAUCGUCGAGCCGCAAGCGUCGGCGCUACGCGCGAAAGCCGCUCGAGAAGUGGAAGUGGGCGCCGCCGCCGCCGCCGCCGCUUUCCCCGCACCAGGAGUGGGAACGCCAGAAGAACAUCAUGGCCCAGUACUUCACCCUGCCUGCCUGUCCCCUGCGCCCCCCGCGCCCCGCCCGCCCCACGCGCGCAGUCAGCGACAUCUAUUGCACCAUGACCGCUGACCCUGGCGACCUCGUCACCGUCAGCGACGACGACGAGCCGCCGCUCACCGAGAACGUGAAGCCGACGCCGCCAACGCCGUCGCCCCCUCCGUUCGAUGCGUUCAUCCCCGUCAAAGACUCACCGAAGGAUUCGCCGGUCGCGGCGCAAUUCGAGACGACGCGGCGGACGCCGCCGACCGUCCCGGGCGACGACUCCUUAGACACCGCGCUGCGGAUGCCGAUCAUCGCGAGCGUCACGUCGCUAGCGGGCGCGGGGGGCCGGGCGCGGGGGGCGGCCGCGCCCAACACGUGCUCGUCGGCGAGCGGCGCGGGCCGAGCGGACAGUGCGGUACUGUACGUGGUGGACGAGGACACAGGAGGGCGGGGCGUCGUCCUCAGCCUGCACCGGAGCCUCACCGCGGCCGAGUACCUCGCGCAGGCGCUCUGCCCCCGCGGCCCCGUGUACCGCCUCGACGCCGCCGAGCCGCUGUGGACGCUGCUGGGCGACUACAUCAUCGUCACCAGCGACGCCCUGCCCGCCGCCGCGCCCGCCUACUGGGCUCCCGCCGAUGCCACGCCCCUCGCCGAACCCGCGCGCCUCCUGCUGCCGCCCGAACCGCCCGCGCCGCUGCAUGAGCUGCUGGUGUGCGAGUGCUCGCCCGCCGCGCCCAAGUGCGACCUGUGCACCUGCGUCGCCGUGCUCGCCGGCCCGCGCCCCCCGGCCCCCGCUCCGACCAAGAUACAGGUCAAGUCCUUCGCCCGGGUGGCGGGCGGUGCCGACGACGCGCCGGCCGUCAUCCGCGGCGGCGCCGGCCCGCUCGUGCGCUCCGGCGUCGCGCCGCUCACGUACGAGAGCGCCCCGGGCGGCGGCGGUGACUUGCGCGUGGUGAACAAGGCGCUGCAGCGGCGGCUGGGAGACGGGGGGUGGGUACCGGUGCUGACGGCGGUCAACGGCGCGGCGGCGGCGCGGCGGCUGGCUCGCGCGGGCCGCCCGCUCCGCUGCUCACCCUUCCGCACCGUCAAGCCGGCGCCGCCGCGCCUCUUCGCCGAGCUGCAGCGCGUGCUCAGCGAGCCCGACUCCCCCGAGCCGUCCGCGCCACCCGCGGCUCCCGCGAUUGAGAAGAUGUUCUGUUUAACGAAUGGAAAGUUUUAAUAAUUAUAGUUUGUGUGUUAAUCGCGGCAACUUUGAGGAGUGACAUGGAGCGCUACCGAUACUGUCGCCCGCACCGCUCUCUCCAGGCUCUCGCAUGCCCCAGCGCACGAGGUAUCAGACCAACUCCUGGGUGCAAGAGCAACUCCCGGCUGGCAUUCUGAUACCUAGAAUAUUAUCAGAAUGCCAGCCGGGAGUUAUGUAAUCUUUACUUAUAUUAUAGACUGAGAGA
This is a messenger RNA of Aricia agestis (brown argus), 3550 nucleotides long. Its product is annotated as nascent polypeptide-associated complex subunit alpha, muscle-specific form-like. The record is from RefSeq and is a predicted model, not a curated record. Bases 1 to 3321 code for a protein of 1106 amino acids. The transcript has 11 exons. Lineage: Eukaryota; Metazoa; Arthropoda; Insecta; Lepidoptera; Lycaenidae.